AUGCACAAUCACAAUAUAGCUUCCUUGAACUGCCGCAAUCUCGUCAAAGCAUCUACGCCCGAGAUUAGCUCUGACUUCAUCCGAUACCUCCGUUCCUUACAUUUGGACAUCCUCUGUGUUCAAGAAUCGCAUGCAGUCGAGGCAGUUCAAGAUCAACUCAAUUUACAAUUCCAAGCUCAUGACACCUUAUGGACCCAACAUUGUGGUAUUAUUUCAUUCAAUCCUUUAAUUCAAUUACAUUCGUUAGACUUAGAUCUAGAUCAACGCAUCAUUGCCUGUAAGGUUGUCCAAGCCAAUGCGUUGUUUCCACCCUUUACGCUCCUUAAUGUUUAUGCCCCAGCCCAGUACUCACCCCGAGUUCGGUUCUUCAGAGACCUACUAAUGUUGCCCCUUUUCGACAUUCCUUCUUCAACCUCUCGGGAAUCCCUAUCCUCUUUAUCUACCUUGCUCGAUUCUGAUCCUUCCAAUCUUUCUCCCAUGCUUCUGAUGGGCGAUUUCAACUACCAUGCUACCUCCUGUCUGACCGACGAUAGUGAUGAUCCGGAACUUGAUACUAACAAUAUUACUUCAGGAGCUGCUAUUCACAGACACUUCCACCGACUCAUCAAUACCCACUUCUUUGAAUGCACUCAUUCCAGGGAAGAGGGUCCUCUAUUACCAACCUAUCGUAGACGAACUGGUCAAUCUACUAUCGAUUACCUUUAUGCUUCUAAUUUCCUAUUUCAACAUCUACAUUCGCCUGAAAUUAUGUUCCUUGACUCCUCCUGGACGGAUCAUGCUCUAAUACGGGCUCGAUUUGUCUUUUCUUCGGAUCAUCAGGGAUCAGGCCUUUGGCGUGCUAACCCAAAUCUUUCGACUAACCCAUAUUUCAUUGACCAACUGUUUACAGCUCUUGAUUACUUUUUCAAUACCUUGGAGAUCUCUGCCUCUAUCGAUAUCGCCGCCUCUUUUCCUCCUGCUUCCCCACAGGACAAUUGGGAUGCUCUCAAAACCUUGGUCCAAGAAAUUGUUCGUCGAGUCAGUCGUAAUAGAAGUAGUGCCUUGGAACGUCAAUGCAAACGAGUCCAACGUAAACGCAAUCGCAUCUGUCGACAAUAUACAGAUCCUCUAAUCCGCGCUCCUCUACUCUCGACUAUUGAAGAGCAGAUAGGUAUUCUUCAACGGGAGAUAGCUUCCAACUUACGAUUACGUGCUGGUAAACAUUGGCGCGAACAGCGAGAAAUCUCUGCCGGAUACCUCAAACGUACCAUUGCCACUCGUGCGGUCAAAAAGGCGAUUACUAGCCUCACCAAUCCAGUUACUAACUCAUUAUGCACUAACCCCAUUUCCAUGCAGACAGCAACCUCUAGUUUCUAUGCAGCAUUAUACUCUUGCGAUGCCGUGGAUUCAGCGAGUAUCGACUCUCUGUGUGCCACUAUUCCGGAUUCUGACACCAUCACGGAUGCCGAUCAUGAUACCCUUCAGCAACCUUUCACCAUUGCCGACUUAUUGACUGGUACUCAUCGUAUCAAGUUCCAAUCUAGUCCUGGUAUUGACGGUUUACCUUACCCCAUUCUCAACAUUAUCCUCAACCACCAGAAGGCCGCCCAACUUGCUGAUAAGGUGUUUAAUGAUGCACUCAACCUGGGUAUCUUCCCUUCCAGCUGGUUGCAAACCUGCAUUUGUUUACUACCCAAAUCUGGCGACCUGUCCAACCUCAAGCAUUGGCGUCCCCUUUCUUUGAUUUGCUGUGAUGCCAAGAUCUUCACACGAUUGCUAAAUCAACGCCUUAUGCCUUUCAUGAACUAG
Molecule: messenger RNA, 1788 nt
Organism: Mucor velutinosus
Lineage: Eukaryota; Fungi; Mucoromycota; Mucoromycetes; Mucorales; Mucoraceae
Exons: 1
Coding region: 1-1788 (595 amino acids)
Molecular function (GO): catalytic activity
Source: RefSeq, a predicted model, not a curated record